Messenger RNA from Hemibagrus wyckioides, 2643 nucleotides. It is a transcript of the gene rhot2, whose product is annotated as ras homolog family member T2. Bases 156 to 2012 code for a protein of 618 amino acids. The record is from RefSeq and is a predicted model, not a curated record. Gene Ontology annotation, cellular component: mitochondrial outer membrane. Gene Ontology annotation, molecular function: GTP binding; GTPase activity; calcium ion binding. Gene Ontology annotation, biological process: mitochondrion organization; small GTPase-mediated signal transduction. NCBI's taxonomy places the organism in Eukaryota, Metazoa, Chordata, Actinopteri, Siluriformes, Bagridae. The transcript has 19 exons.
AGUGCCUGUGUGUAUGUAUGUGUGUGUGUGUGUGUGUGUGUGUGUCUCCUUGGACGGGGAAAGAGAAUGGGUCAGAGAGGAAUACUUGGUACAUUUUAACUCAUUCAAACACAUGAUCACAAUUUAACCCUUCUGCGAGGAAUAAAUGAACGAAAAUGAAACGCGACGUCCGGAUUCUGCUGUUAGGGGAACCCAAAGUGGGGAAGACGUCUCUCAUCAUGUCCCUGGUAGGAGAGGAGUUCCCAGAGGAGGUUCCUCUCCGGGCCGAGGAGAUCACCAUACCUGCCGACGUCACACCUGAGAAAGUGCCAACACACAUAGUGGACUACUCCGAGAGCGAGCAGACAGAUGAAGUGCUGCGUAAUGAGAUCAUUAAGGCUAAUGUGGUGUGUGUGGUGUACGACGUCACACAAGAGGAAACCAUCGACAAGAUCCGGACUAAAUGGAUUCCUCUCGUGAACGGCGAGGCUGAGAAAGGCAGCAAGAUUCCCAUCAUCCUGGUGGGUAACAAGUCGGACCUGCGCUCCGGCAGCUCCAUGGAAACCAUCCUGCCAAUCAUGAACCAGUUCUCAGAGAUCGAGACGUGCGUGGAGUGCUCGGCUAAGAACCUGAAAAACAUCUCCGAGCUUUUCUACUAUGCUCAGAAAGCUGUGCUACACCCGACAGCUCCGCUCUACGACCCAGAGGAUAAACAGCUGAAGCCGCAGUGUGUUCGCGCCCUCAGUCGAAUCUUCAGUAUAUCCGAUCAAGACAACGAUCGGAUCCUCAGCGACGCCGAACUCAACAGCUUUCAGAAAUCCUGUUUUGGGAACCCGUUAGCUCCUCAGGCUCUGGAGGACGUGAAGACAGUCGUGUGGAAGAACACCAGUGACGGUGUGCAGGACAAUGGCCUGACUCUUAACGGAUUCCUGUUUCUGAACACGUUGUUCAUUCAGAGAGGUCGUCACGAGACCACGUGGACCAUCCUGCGCAAGUUCGGCUAUGACGACACGCUGGAGCUCACAGACGACUACCUCUACCCGCCGCUGCGCGUGCCCGUGGGUUGUACGACAGAGCUGAACCAUCUCGGAUAUCAGUUCCUCCAGCGGCUCUUCGAGAAGUAUGAUGAGGAUAAGGACUCUGCUCUUUCACCAGCAGAGCUGAAGAACCUGUUUGCUGUGUUUCCCUACAUGCCCUGGACCGAGUCGGUGUACAGUAGUGUCCCAACUACAGAGGAUAACUACAUCUCUCUGCGCGGCUACCUCUGCCAGUGGACGUUGUCAGCGUACCUGGGCGUCCACAGGUGUCUCGAGCAUUUAGGGUACCUCGGGUAUCCCAUCCUGAUGGAGCAGGACUCCCAGACAUCAGCUAUCACUGUAACCAGAGACAAGGCAUUGGACCUUGAGAAGGGACAGACGCAGCGCUCGGUGUUCCUCUGCAAGGUGAUUGGACCGCGUGGGACAGGAAAGUCCGCCUUCCUGAAAGCCUUCCUUGAGCAGAGCCUCAUGGGUGACGAGAGCCGCAGCCCCAGUGCCUUCUCCCUUUACACGAUCAACACCGUCUCCGUCUCCAACCAGGAGAAAUACCUCAUCCUGGAGGAAGUGGACGUGGAAGCCGAGUUCUUGAAAGCGGCGGAUGCAGCGUGUGACGUCGCCUGCCUAAUGUAUGAUGUCAGCGAUCCAGACUCGUUCAACUACUGCGCCAGUAUAUACAAGCAACACUACAUGGGCAGCGGCGUGCCGUGCGUGGUCGUGGGAUCAAAAGCCGACCUGCCGGAGGUGAAGCAGCACCACGGGAUGAGUCCAGCGGAGUUCUGCUACAAACACAGACUUUCCGCGCCGCUGCACUUCACCGCGAUCAACACACACGGCAACACGCACAUCUACAGCAAGCUCGCCUGGGCUGCCAUGUAUCCGCACCUGAACGGUUCAGACAUGAACAGUACGUCCUUCUGGCUGCGUGUGACACUCGGAGCGAUCAGCGUCGGCCUGCUGGGAUUUGCCAUUUACAGAGCAUUCAGCAGGCACAAAUAACACACGCACACACGCACACACACACACACUCCGGCAACAUUCUUCCACCAACUGACCCUGUUCAGCUGCUCCUUUUUAGUCUCUCUCUCUCUCACACACACUCUCACGCACACACACAUGCUAUUAGUCUAACAUUUGUGUUGCGGAACAUUGAACCGCUCCACGAACAAGGUGUGUGUGUGUGUGAGAGAGAGACUGACAGAGAGACAGUGUUUAUUUAUAGGAAGCAGGUGGUCACUGUAUUUAUAAUGCUGACUGGCAGUACAAAGUCCAAACAGAGAUAUUUUUUUCUUUCUUUCCGUAUGAUAAAUAUAUAUAAAAGUAAUCUAAUUAUUACUUUUUAAAACCGAGAGAAGCCACACUUCACCUCUCAGAUCUUUCCAAGCAGAAAAAAUAAAUCCAUUACAGUUUCCUGAUACAGACGAUACAUCCUACAACACAAGCCUAGCAAUUUUUUUUUUUUAAUCAGAUAUGCUGGACAUCACACACACACACACACACAAACUCCCAAGUGGUCCAACUGGAGUCUCAUUACUUCAUAGACACAUGAGAUUUUUUUUAAUGAAGGUGCAUCAAAGCCGCUGUUGUACCACAGAUCUAUUUUGUAAUAAAUGUUUUUUUUUCCCCUCCA